AUGAUUAAAGUGGAAAGCGAUGUGACUCCAAAUUUUUAACCUUAAAAAAGCAUUUUAAAGUAGAUGGAAGAGACUAUGUAAAUUAUACAAAGACCUAAACCUCUUUAAGCUCCUUUAAUUUAAUAAGAGGAAUUUUCAUAAUAAUCAAUGUUACUAAAAGAAAUUGAUUUUUUUUGUUAAAAGUUAACUACUGUAAAAAAAACAAAACCUAAAAUUGAUGAUGUAUCUACUAAAUAAUUCACAUGUUCAACACCAGAAAUUUAUAAAUUAUAAAUGUUAAAUGAACCAGAUGAUGAUAAUGAAGAAUAAUAACAUUAAGUUAAAUUUGCAGAUGAAUAAUAGAAAGAUUAAGAAAAAAUUAGAACGAUUCCUAAUGAAUCUAUGUUUUAAAAAAGAACAGGUAUUGUGAAAUAAAUAUAACCAAAAUUAAUAAUAAAAAAAUUAGAAUUUGAAUUAGAAAAUCCACCUACUUGGAUUCCAGUGAAAAUUGAAAAAUAAUUAGAAUUAGAGUUGAAAUUGAAUUUAAAUAUAUGCAUAUUUUGGCCUGAGGAAGAAUUAGCUAAUUUAAGAACAUAAAAUAUUAAUAUCUUAUCUUUAAUAGAGAGUAUGAAAAAUAUAAAUUAUUUUAAUCACUCAAUAAAAUAAAAGAAUAAUACUAAUUUUCAAGAAUUUACAAUUCUAAGCAUUUAACUCUUAUAAUAAUUAAAAAUCUAUAGUAUUACAUUAUGUUUGAAUUAUAUUCAUCCUAUUAGAGAACUUUGUAUAAGAUUAAAUGACAUAAAAAAAGAAUUAUUGAGUGAAGCUCUUUAUGAAAGAAAGAAAAGUAUGUUAUUAUUAGAGUAAAAACGAAUAAUCAAAAAAAUGUUCUUAAGAUAUUUAUUUUUAAGAGUUAAAUACAAAGGGGCAAUAAAUAAAAUAAUAAAUGAUGUUCAAUAGAUAAGGCGAAUGAUUAACUAAAAAAAAUAUUUCUAAAAGCUAUACAUAUAUUCUUAAAGGAAUAAAUAAAAAAAUGAAUUUUAUGAAUUGGUUAGCGAUCAUAUGAGAGUAAGAACAUUAAAUACAAUAUUUCAAAAUUGGAGGAUUUUACAAUAAUGUUUAGUUCGAUAAAGAAAUGGUACAAAAUUGAUAAAAUAAAUUAUAAUUAAAUAAUCUUUAGGAUAAUGGAAAUAGAUAACUAAAUAGAUCAUUUAAUAAUAAGCAAUCUAAUUAUAAUUAGAGAGAGAAUAAAGACAAAAUAUAUAAAAUAUUUAAAAUGCUGAAAAUUUAAAAGAGGAUAAGGAUGAUGAUGAUAAUUAAGUAUUAUCAUAAUUUUUAACAGAUGAAAAACCUAAACAUAUAUAUGAUGGGCCUAAUUGUCUAAAUGAUUUAUAUACAAUUUAUGAAAGAGAAACUUAGGCAAAGAAAAUUAAAGUCAUAAUCUUUGAACUUAAAGAAGACUUAAAAUUAUGUCCAAAUUUGAUGUAAAAAGUAUUUAUUAAAUGGAAAGUAGCAUUUCUAUAAAGACAUAGAUAAAAAGAAUUUAUAUAAAUUAUGCAAUUAAAAAAAAUGUAAAAGAUUUUUUAAUUUUGGAGAAGUGAUAAAGAAUAUCAUCCAUUUUAUCAGUUUAUAUUAAAAAGGAAAGGACUUGAGGGAUUUAGAUAUAAUUAAUUAACAAAUAAAUAAUAAAAGCUAUAAGAAUAAUUAAAGAUAAUAACUUUAAAAUAAUAAAGGCAAUAAAUAGAAGAUAUGGCAAUAGAAGUUUACAAUAAAAAUGUUCAGAAAAAAGCAUUUUUUGCAUGGAAACAUUUAGUGAAUAAUGAUAAUUUACAAAUAUUAUGGAAAUCUCUUUCAGAUUAAAAAUUGAAGCAAGAUUUUGAAAUAGUGUAACUUAAAUAUGAUAUUAUUUAAAAGAAAAGAAAAAUUAAAUAUUUUAAAAAAUGGGUUGUAAAUUUUAUAAAAAGUAGAAGAUCUAUAAAAAAUCUAUAACAAUGUGAAGUGACUGCAAAAGAAAAAGCAAUUGAAAGUUUAAUAAGAAUUGCAUUCGAAACAUCAAUGAAAACAUAGUUUAAAUGGCUAGAAUACUAUAAAGAUAAUUGA
Paramecium sonneborni is the source of this 2076-nucleotide messenger RNA. The record is from the annotation of a GenBank genome assembly. NCBI's taxonomy places the organism in Eukaryota, Ciliophora, Oligohymenophorea, Peniculida, Parameciidae.